Molecule: messenger RNA, 2218 nt
Organism: Mya arenaria
Lineage: Eukaryota; Metazoa; Mollusca; Bivalvia; Myida; Myidae
Product: D-beta-hydroxybutyrate dehydrogenase, mitochondrial-like
Exons: 6
Coding region: 638-1786 (382 amino acids)
Molecular function (GO): oxidoreductase activity
Source: RefSeq, a predicted model, not a curated record
CAUGCAUUAUACAGAUGGCCUGUAUCCUGCCCUAUCGGGUUUCCACAUCUCGGAUCUCCUUUCAGUUCGGCGAUCGUUUACGGCCUCCAGCCGUUUUCUUAUGCACAUGGAAGGGCCGCGGGGACAUUAUUGACACUGCUUUACUAUAGGUGACGGAUUAUGGUUUAUAUCUGUAUUGUGUCGGGAUACAAUUGAUCUUACAUCAAAUUGUGCUUCAUACAAUGGACACGUGAUGUCAUGUUUUGUUAAGGAAUGCAAAUGAUCAAACAAUCCGCGGAUGUUAAUUAGUUAUAAAGUACAAAGUUCUAUUCGAAUACCCAGAUUCAACUGUGCGUGAUUCCUGGUUCAUAAACAUACGAAACGGAAAUGAAGUAUAGAAUGUUGAUUAUUUAUGUAUGAUAACUAUUUAACUUGUGUUAACGAUACUAUUUUAAACACAUAUUUCUGCUCGGGAAUAUAAAACAGAACAGAUUUUAUUUCAACUUAUGCAUAAAGCAUCUCGUUACAGUAUUCGUACAAAGAAAAGACAAAUGUCAUAAUAUGUGAUCAACGUGUAUUAAAGAGAAAUAGCACAAAUAACAGUUUGUGCGUAACUUUUUCUGAGACUCCCGGUAAUAAUAAAGAAGCGCUAAUUAACAUGUCUAUCGGCGAUCUGCUGCCCGUCAGCUUCUUCGAGGUGGCCUUUCUGGCCACAUGGCUACUACUUCCUGUGCUUGUGUGGCGCGCGGACGUGGAGGCGUACGUAUUUGGCUUGAUCGUCAUAUACAUGUGCAUCCGGACCAUUCGCCGAAGGAGACGGACAUUACUUCCGGUGACCGGAAAGGCCGUCCUCGUUUCCGGCUGCGAUUCUGGAUUUGGGCACAUGGUGGCAAAGAAACUAGACGACCUAGGUUACAAGGUGUUUGCGGGCUGUCUGUCUGUUGACGGCCCGGGAGCGGCAACCCUGAAGGAGAGCAGUUCUGCCAACUUUCACAUCGUACAUCUUGACGUCACCAGUGACAUCAGCGUAAGGGAGGUCGGCCAGUACGUCCGUGAUAACAUUGGAGACGCAAAACUAUGGGCGCUAGUUAACAACGCCGGCGUUUACGGUCACGGUGACGUGGAGCUCUGUUCGUUGGAGACGUAUCAACGUCUAACAGACGUCAACCUGUUCGGGAUGAUCCGCGUCACUCAGGAGCUGCUCCCUCUAUUGCGACAGUCCCAAGGUCGAGUGGUUACAAUGUCGAGCAUAAACGGUCGGUUCCCGUGGCCCAGUACUUCCGCUUAUAACGCCACCAAGUAUGGUCUGGAGUGUGUGUCUGACUGUCUUCGCCUAGAGAUGACCAAGUUCGGGGUGCGCGUCGCCCUCGUCGAACCCGCCAUGUUUGGAGGCAGCACAGACAUACACAGUCCACAGAACGUCGACCGACAUUACAAGGCAAUUGACACCCAGUUGGAAGGUAGCAGACCGGAAGUGAAGGAGACUUACACCAGGGAGUACAUGCGCACCCAGAUAGACACAAUCAUCCAUUUGAAGAAGCGGCUGAACGCGAAGUCACCGGACGCUGUUAUUGACGCGGUCGUGGACGCCGUGAGCAGCUCGGAGCCGCAGUACAGAUACGUCGUCCACGGCGGACCGUUCCAAAUCGAUCCACUGGCGGUGUUCGGUCAGAUUUACCCGUACUUGCCCGAGUGGCUGUCAGACUGGAUGAUUUGCCGCGCCACUGGCCAUAACUCCCUGCAGAUGCUGGGAGGUGACGCGUUCGGGCAUCCGGGACCGGAGAGCGUUGGGCAGAAACAGGAGUAGAUACUUGGUGAAUAGAGGCCCUAUACACCCAUUCCUACAGAUAACGAGGUCGACUGGGGGUACAUGUGCCCUAUACGCCUGUAAGGGCCGCGGUUUGUGACACAAGGACAACGCGAAGUUGAUGAGAGCACGAGCAGAAUUGCGGAAUUCAGAUGGCAAUCAAGGUUCUGUGGAGAAUAUUACUGUAUAAACAAAGUGAACAUUGCGCCGACUGAUUCUCUCUCUUAUGCAAUAAAAACAGAGAGGAUGUGUUUUGCUUCCGAAUCAGUGCAUGAAAAACUCAGCCGACAAACUUGAUCUACUUUCUGUUUUAUUUCCUUUUAUCUUUAAUCAAAAAGAAUAAGAUCAAUGUGUUGUUGUUGUUUUUAUUUAAACCUUAUAACGGUUAUACAUUGGUAAAAUAUAGUUCUAAAUAAAACUGCGAAAAAUAAA